ACCCAUUCUGGAAGAAUUGCACUCUUUUUUGCAUGUGGAUACGAGUCCAAGCAACUCGGAAGGAUCCAGUACACAGUGUCCAGUGGUCAUCGGCAGAGGAAAAAACAAACAAAAAAAAAUGACUUACUAUCUGUGGAUUUUACUUUUCGGAGCGCUCGUGAUACCUAAAGUACAGAACUUUGAUCUUUCAGAUGCCGUAGACGAUGAAAAACCUACACCUAAAACAGAAGUAAAACCACCCAAGGCAAACGACGGAGAAUUGACCCUUGAAGACGCUCUCCUUCCAGAUCCAGAGAAACCUAAUACUGAUCCUAAGCAACCUGUAGCCCCACCGAAUAGUGGAGAUCCUAAGCCACCGACUAGUGGAGGAGAUUUCAGUGAUACAGAUCUUUUGGAUGGCAACCCUGAUACCAGUCAGGGUGAUUGGUCUGAAGACCCUCAAAAUGACCAGCCUAAAGCGGCCGAAGGCGGGCAGAUGGCGGGCAUCAUCAGUGCUGUGGCAGUCGCCGUUUUUGGAGCCGCCUCCAGCUAUUUUGCUUAUCAGAAGAAGAAGCUGUGCUUUAAGGUGCAAGGAGGGACAGACCCUGAGAGCGGUAGAAACCAAUCUGGCACGCAGUCUGAUCCACAAGCCUUUAGCAACCUCCUCCGAUCGUCCUAACUCCUGAUGGAGCGGCACAUACCUUCAUACCAGCUGAGGCCCAAAGAGGAUGUGUUUAAUCAUGUUAGUCUUCUUUUAUGAUGUGUUAUAGUGUGUGAUUUGUUUUUUUUUUUUUUUUGCUAGUGAGUUAUGUAAAUUGGUCCAACUUUUUUUUUUUCUCCGAAGAAGAAUGUGUAUAUUGCAGAAUUUUGUGUGACGUGCCAUCACAUGCUAGCGAGUAAUGAUUAAUUUCUUGCAGACGAAUCUACAAGUUAACCAUCAGGUUUUGUAAUGUAUAGGAAACACAACUUCGCUCAGUAAGAUGACAUUACGAGUAAAAUGAUCAUGAAUCAUGCUGACAAAAAGAUUUCUGGCUUUCAUUAUGGUUUUAUACAGAGGGCUUGGUGCAGCUUUAUAGCUUAUUUGAUGAUAUUAGGUGUAUUUCAGUAGACUACACCAACUUUCUGGUAACCAGCUAACUGACUUGCUGUCUGUUUGGUAAUCUGAUUCACUUCAAGCAGCAUUCCUUUUACAUGUAGAUGCUCUGAUGGUUAAAAACACUCGAGUUGCUUUGUCCUGGAGGUAUUACUUUAUUUCUAUUCUAUGAAAAAAAUGAAAAGGAGUGAUUUUGUUAUAUGUUUUGUGUGUGUGUGUGUGUACAUGUUAUCUCAGUGUGUGAUACCUAAAUGCUGCCUUUACUUUACAGACAUUCUUCCUAUUUAAUUGAUAUGGACAGAUUUUAUUUCUCAUGCUGUAAAGUGUGCUGUAGAUGUCAGUUUGUUUCAUUUCUUUCAUUUAAUUAGCUUGAACCAUGCAUCAUAAGACCGACACGAUCCAGAGCUAAACCCAACGUACGCCAUGACUACGUUUUAUGAUCAGCGACCUUCUUAACAACUGGAAAUGUUCGAUCCGAUCCUGUUAUGACUUAUGUAACACCUUCUCUCCAAGUGCUUUUUGUCCAGCAAUAAAAGCGUCACCUCAUCACUGUGUUUCCAUGGCGCAGAUUUAUUUUCCAGUAACAGCAGGAAUUGAAACCAGAAAGCGCUGUGAUGGACUCCUUUUGUUAAUAAAGCUCCGAAACUGGAGACUCCUUCCAUAAAUGUUUAUUAGAUGAUGAUUUAUGGAAUGUUUGCUUCUCGCUGAGGAUGAGCUGAUACCAUAAAAAAUACUAUAAAUAUAAAUGUAAAUAUGUUAAAGGAGGAACUACUGCCAGAGGUUUAUGGUUCUAUAUUAAUGAAUCAACACUCUCUGCUCCUUUUAUGGCAUGUUUAAUGACAUUUGCCAUAAUGCAUAUCCUGACUACAUCAGUGAUGUCAUGUCAGAGAACCUAGGUUAACUAGCAUGUACAUGUAUCACGCUAAAUAUUAUAACAUUAAUCUUUAAAGUUAUAUGUUACGUUACAAUGACUGUUACAUAACUGGACAUGCUUCUGACCACCUUAUAACAUGCUUAGGACUGCCUUAUGACUGUCUUAAGCAUGUCAUACCACCUUAUGCAUGUCAUAAUGCUCAGGACCACCUUAUGACAUGCUUAUGACUACCUUAUGACAUGCUUAGGCCCGGAUUAUGACAUGCUUAGGUUUGCCUUACGACAUGCUUAGGAACACCUUAUGACAUGCUUAUGACCACCUUAUAACAUGCUUAGGACUGUCUAAUAACAUGCUUAGGAACGCCUUAUGACAUGCUUAGGCCCGGAUUAUGACAUGCUUAGGCUUGCCUUAUGACAUGCUUAGGAACACCUUAUGACAUGCUUAUGACCACCUUAUGACAUGCUUAGGACUGUCUAAUAACAUGCUUAGGAACGCCUUAUGACAUGCUUAGGACCACCUUAUGACAUGCUUAGGACCACGUUAUGAUACAGGGUUCAAGGAAGUUGUUUAUUUAUCUUUAUAAAUAUCUCUCUCUCUCUCUCUCUCUCUCUCUCUCUCUCUCUUUUAAGACAAAUCUGCCUUUAAGUGCCUUUUACCUUUUUAUCAAAUGUUGUUUACUUUGGUUAAUUUGAAAACUAGCACUAACAAUACAGUUUAACGAGCGAGCUGCAAACAAUUUAUAUUUUACUCAUUUUCUUGUGUAAAUAUCAUAAUCAGUAAGCUUUUGUCACCAAUUUUGCUUCAAUUGUGCAAAUUGUUAUCAAGAAGACUAAACAUCUGAACUGUCAUGUGUUAUUUAUGUGCCCGGUUGAGUGAAUCAGUAAUAAACAGAAUAAAGUUCAGUGACCUUU
Messenger RNA from Hemibagrus wyckioides, 2857 nucleotides. It is a transcript of the gene cd99, whose product is annotated as CD99 molecule. The transcript is spliced from 13 exons. Gene Ontology annotation, biological process: T cell extravasation; homotypic cell-cell adhesion; positive regulation of neutrophil extravasation. The record is from RefSeq and is a predicted model, not a curated record. NCBI's taxonomy places the organism in Eukaryota, Metazoa, Chordata, Actinopteri, Siluriformes, Bagridae. Bases 119 to 658 code for a protein of 179 amino acids.